Messenger RNA from Helicoverpa zea (corn earworm), 1618 nucleotides. RefSeq names its product sodium channel protein Nach-like. The transcript has 10 exons. NCBI's taxonomy places the organism in Eukaryota, Metazoa, Arthropoda, Insecta, Lepidoptera, Noctuidae. Gene Ontology annotation, molecular function: ligand-gated sodium channel activity. Gene Ontology annotation, biological process: sodium ion transmembrane transport. Gene Ontology annotation, cellular component: membrane. The record is from RefSeq and is a predicted model, not a curated record. Bases 14 to 1609 code for a protein of 531 amino acids.
ACAAGACGACACCAUGUCUUCAAAAGCAUGGUGGGAUGAUUAUAGGAAACGGAAAUAUAAGCCUAAGAACCGCCUCAGUUUAGAAAUGAUAUUUAGGAAGAGUCUUGUUGAAACCCUCAAGGAGUAUAUAGAUUGCUCGUCAAUUGCUGGACUGAGGCAUGUCGUAGCUAAAGACUACUCUAUAUUGCAACGAAUACUAUGGGCGAUCUUACUCUGCCUAACUCUUAGCGUUGUGAUCCACUUCCUCCACCUGACCUGGAUGUCUACCCUGACGAAGCCACUGGUGGUCUCGGGCGAGUCCUUUACGUACCCCAUCAGGAACAUCGACUUCCCAGCUGUAGCUCUUUGUAACAUCAACAGGAUUAGCAAGAAAGCUUUGAAAAAUAUUACGCUGGAAUUACACCCUAAACUGGCGAAACACAACAUGACCCUCCUAGAGUUGGAGUUUUUCCUCCAAGAUAUGGGCAGGCUGAUAAACUUCGAUUAUGAUGAGACGAAACCGCUGCUCAAAUUCCUGGAUGUCUUUGCCAUGAAGGAGUUUAGUGAACGACAAGUGAAACUUAUGAAGGAGUUGGCGCCAAAUUGUGAUGAAAUGCUGAUUCGAUGCUUCUGGGGAGGCAAAAUACUGGAUUGUAAGGAUAUCUUCAAAGUACGUAGAACUGUCCUGGGACACUGCUGUGCCUUCAAUUACGUGCUGGAUUACGAAUCGGCUGAUAAACCUCACGCUCUCAUAGAAAAAGUGAAGAGGCAGACAGUACCGGGCCCGGGAAACGGCUUAUGGGUGUUAAUGGAUCCUAUGCUCGAUGAUUACGCCUACCCAAUGACUUUCAGACAAGGUUUUGAAGUUCUCCUAUUUGAUCCAACUCAUUUUGCUGAUUUGACUGGCGGGAGAGUUUUGCAACGUAUUGCUCAGCCUAACCAUUUGCAAAUGUUUCAAAUUUCAUCAGUCAAACAAAUUGCUUCGUCAGAAGUCCGCAAAUAUCCAGCGAAAACGAGAAAGUGCCUUUUCCAUGACGAGCACAAAAGAAAUUUCAGGAAUAUGUAUUCGUACAGUGCUUGUAUUGUAAAGUGUCGAAUCCAAUCAGUGCAGUCCUUGUGCCAAUGCACCCCAUUCUUUUUACCUACUGGCGUUUCUACACAUCUUCCAACUUGCACUUUAAAGAACUUGAGAUGCCUCAAUAAAUAUAAAGAAAAAUUUCAUUACUUAUAUCCGAUGGACACUGAAGAUACGACUGGUUUAGAACAAGAGCUGGCUGACUCUUUGUUUUGUGGUGACUGCUGGCCAGACUGUGAGCUUACACAGCACUUUGCUAAAAGUUUCAGAAUACCACUGCCCGGAGAAUUAAUGCGAAUCAAAGGGUUCAGAAAUGGUUUCAUAGAGGGGAUAAAUAUUACCAACAAAUGCCUCAUUGCCAUUCAUCAGCCGACAAGUGAAGGAAUACUGCAUCGUCUCGAUGUUGUUGCUUACUGGUUCGAGAUAUUAAGUAAUAUUGGUGGAUUCGCAGGAAUGUUAAUGGGCAUUGGUAUUUACACAAUCGUCGAAUUUGUUUAUUUCUUGUCUAUACGAUUUUUACAAUUAAUUUACCGUAAUUAUGUCAAAUAUUGCUAACAUUUUGUA